Messenger RNA from Nerophis lumbriciformis (worm pipefish), 1485 nucleotides. RefSeq names its product inhibin subunit beta Ab (gene inhbab). Gene Ontology annotation, cellular component: extracellular region. Gene Ontology annotation, molecular function: growth factor activity; hormone activity; cytokine activity. Lineage: Eukaryota; Metazoa; Chordata; Actinopteri; Syngnathiformes; Syngnathidae. The record is from RefSeq and is a predicted model, not a curated record.
AAGAACCAGACUUGACAUAGAACCUCAGCUUGAGGCUCAACGCUGAACCAUCCCUACACGGAGAGACGUGACCUGGAUGGGAGCACAUCAUCAAUACCCAGGAGACUGUAGACUUCAGGAGCAGUGACAAGUCUGGAGGACCUGUUGGACUGCGGCAGAUCAUCAUGUCUUCAGCUUCUUUUCUCACUGCACUUUUCACGCUGACCAUCAUGGUGGAUUCUUCUGUGGCCGGAUCUCUGGUUCCGCGGUCAGAAGUGCCUCCGGGUGUCCAUCAGGGGGCGGUGUCCUCUGACUGUCCGUCUUGCACUCUGGCCCAAGUGAGGAAGAACAGCUCUUCUUUUGGCGGGCCGAGCGACCUGGUGGAUGCGGUUAAGCGUCACAUUCUCAACAUGCUGCACCUGAGCGCACGACCCAACCUGACCCAGCCGGUUCCUCGGGCGGCUCUUCUGAACGCCAUCAAGAAGCUGCACGUUGGCCGCGUGGCCAGCGACGGCAGCAUUGACAUCCAAGGCGAAGAUGGGGACGCCGAAGCCCCGACGCCAUCCGAGGUCAUCACCUUUGCAGAGCCGGAAGACUACGUGGGGACCUUGAACUUCCAGCUUUCCAAAGAAGGAAGCAGAGCAGUGGUGGUGGAGCAAGCAAACGUUUGGAUCUUCCUUAAGUUGUCCAAGGGAAAUCGGGCCAAAGGCAAAGUGAAGCUUCAGCUUCAUCAGACGGAGCAGGAUACGUCUAUUUCAGAGAAAAUGGUGGACACGCGUCGCAGCGGCUGGCACACUCUUGCCAUCCCGCGUUCUGUUCAGUCCGCAUUAGACCGAGGAGACAGUCGACUUCGCCUACGGCUGUCCUGCCUACUAUGCGCUGAAGUCGGUGCUGUGCCGGUUCUGCCGCCUCCGGUCGGCGACCAAACCACAGAACAAUCCCACCGGCCAUUCCUCAUGAUAGCGUUAAGAGCCAGAGAGGAGGUCGCACAUCGCCGCAUCCCUCGGAGUUUGGAGUGUGACGGCAGAACCAGCGCGUGCUGCAAACAACAGUUUUACGUGAGUUUUAAAGAUAUCGGUUGGAGCGACUGGAUUAUCGCUCCAUCUGGUUACCAUGCCAACUAUUGUGAGGGAAACUGUCCCAACCACAUGGCAAGUAUCGGCGGCUCCUUCCACUCCGCCAUCAUCAACCAGUACCGCAUGAGGGGCUAUGGCCAGUUCCAGAACAUCAAGUCGUGCUGCGUGCCCACGCAACUGCGGGCGAUGUCCAUGCUGUACUAUGACGACGAGCAGAAGAUUGUCAAAAAAGACGUACAGAACAUGAUUGUGGAGCAGUGUGGAUGUUCAUGAAAAAAGAAUCAGCACUUUGCAGCUCGAAUGUACAAUUUGAGCAAAUUCAAAUAUGUUGGCUGGACAUUUUUUUCUUUGACUCCUUUCCACAUUGGAAACAAAGAAGGAAUAAAAAAGUAGGAGACUGACAACCUGAUGACAAUGAUAACGUUAUUAC